Molecule: messenger RNA, 8257 nt
Organism: Ochotona princeps (American pika)
Lineage: Eukaryota; Metazoa; Chordata; Mammalia; Lagomorpha; Ochotonidae
Gene: FAM120C
Product: family with sequence similarity 120 member C
Exons: 16
Coding region: 358-3666 (1102 amino acids)
Cellular component (GO): nucleus
Source: RefSeq, a predicted model, not a curated record
GCAACAUGGCUCCCGGAGGUGGAAGGCACAGGCUUCACCCGCUUUGCAGCGGUUAAGAACAGCCAGAGAGGAAAAAAAGCAAUGAGACGUGACUAGAGCCCAUCAUCGCUUUUAUCCUCGCAACCUCUUCUGAGUCCGGUCGGCCUGCCCCCGCUCCUCCGCACCCCAUUCCAGCCUGUGCUCCCCUCCCCUCCCCGCCUUCAUCCCACCGCUCCCAGACCCCUCCCCUCGGGAAUCCUUUUCCCGCCCCCUGCCGCCCCCCGCGGAGUGCGCACGCGCCCGCCCCCAGCUUCGCGCCCUGCUCGCAGCCUUAGCCUGCUCGCGCAGCCUCCGUCUCAUCUUGCCUGCCGACGAAGCAUGGGCGUCCAGGGCUUCCAAGAGUUCCUGGAGAAGCGCUGUCCCGGGGCCGUGGUGCCCGUGGACCUCCUCAAGCUCGCACGCACGGUUUCUCGCCAGCAGCAGCACCAGCAGCACCACCAGCAGCAGCACCUGCACCUGCACCGCCAGCUGCCCCCGACGGCAGCCCUAGCGCCCGGAGCUCCUCGCACCACCAGGGGCUCCACGCCUCUGCAACCGCCGCUCCCGCCCGCUGCCUUUGGUGCCUAUUCCGGGGGCGCAGGGCCGACCCGGCACCAUCACCCCGCUCACCACUUCCACCACCACGGCCAGGCACCGCCCGGGCUGCACCCACCGCUGCCCCCGCCGCCGCCCCCACCACUGCCUGGUGCCAGGGUGCUGGUAGACGCGGGCUCGGCGCUGCCGCGGCUUUAUGGCGGCUACCAAACGGAUUGGGUGUGUGGCGGCCAAUGGAAUGCCAUGCUGGGCUACUUGUCAGCGCUGUGCCAGGCUUGUGCCUAUCCCGGCGGCGACGGCCUGGAACUGGUGGUCAUGUUCCCAGGGGGCCUGGGCAAGGACCGGCUGGCCGAAUGGGGCCGUCGGUGCCAGGCUGAGCGGCAGACAGCGCAACUGAUCGUGGGACACGUGGGCAACAAGGGCACCCCUCCACCACGGGCCUGGUUCCUGCCACCGGCCUGCCUGAGCCACUGCGUGAGGCUAGCACUCAUCCGCUUCCGGGUCAAGGUCUUUCAGAGCCUUGAGGAUCACCAUCUGGAAGUGGUAGCAUUUUUCAGGGAAAAUGGUUUCCAUGGCCUUCUUGCUCAUGACUCCGAGUACGCACUCUACAAUAUCCCCUCUUACUAUAGUUCCCACGCUCUGAAGCUGAGCUGGAAUGGCAAGAACCUCACCACAAACCAGUUCCUGAUGCAGGAGGUGGCCAAACAGCUGGGCCUGAAGCGGAUGAAUUUUCCCAUAUUUGCUGCAUUGCUAGGCAACCACAUUCUCCCAGAUGAGGACCUGGCUGCCUUUCACUGGAGCCUCUUAGGACCAGAACAUCCGCUUGCAUCACUUAAGGUUCGAGCUCACCAGCUGGUUCUCCCUCCCUGCGAUGUGGUGAUCAAGGCUGUUUCCGAGUAUGUGAGUUCCAUCAAGGACCCCUCAAACCUCGAUGUGGUUGGGAAGGAUGUUUUCAAGCAGUCUCAGUCCAGGACCGAAGAUAAAAUAGAACGAUUCAAGAAAGCCGUUGAGUACUACUCAGUUACAACCAAGCUCUCUUCGCUGCCAGUGGGUCCCUCUUUCCUUGGCUUUCGGAAUAAUCGCCUUGGAAAUCCUCCCCUUCCACGAAAUCAAAUGGGCACCAUUUCUACUGGAAAGCCAAUGUUUUCUCACCAAGUACCCCGGAAAAUGAAAUAUCCACCACCAUUCCCGAUGGGACCCAGCUCAUCACUUCUCUUGUCUCCCCACACUUUGGGGGAGUCACACGCUUUUUCUGAGGACCCCGUGCUUCAGGACAGCCCCUUUGCCAACUGGGCUGUCUCUUAUGACUCAUCUACAUCUCAGUUCCCCAAUUACCUGCCUUCCAAAGCAUCACCGCCUUUGAGGCCAGACUCGUCGCACUCAUCCUCUUCUGAUGGUGAUGAGCCCAAUGGAGCUGGCUCUGAUCAUAUCACAGAGGCACUUCAACAGCAGCCUGGAUGGACAGAUCCCAGUGGCGAGCGGGAGUCUUGGGGACAGCCCAUGGAUGCUGGAGUUUCAGAAUCCAGCCUCGGGGACGGAGAGCCCCACAUCCCGUCUCUGCUCUCUAUGUCCACAAGGAACCACAUGGAUAUCACCAUCCCACCCUUGCCUCCAGUCGCCCCGGAAGUCUUGCGGGUUGCGGAGCACAGACACCGCAGGGGUCUCAUGUACCCAUACAUCUACCACAUCCUCACAAAGGGGGAGAUUAAGAUUCCUGUGUGUAUCGAGGAUGAGUGCAACAUGGAGUUACCCCCAGCUGCUCUCCUGUUCCGGUCAGCUCGUCAGUACGUGUACGGAGUUCUCUUCAGUCUGGCAGAGACCCAGCGGAAAAUGGAGCGCCUGGCCAUACGGCGCCGGCUGCCUGUGCAAAUUCCUUCGGUGAUCCUUAAGGAGUGGUCUGCCUACAAAGGCAAGUCACCUCAAACCCCUGAGCUUGUGUCUGCCCUGACAUUCCGGGAAUGGACUUGCCCAAACCUCAAGAAGCUCUGGCUCGGCAAAGCCGUCGAAGACAAGAACCGAAGAAUGAGGGCCUUCCUGGCCUGUAUGAAGUCAGACACACCGAGCAUGCUUAACCCAGCUAACGUUCCCACCCACCUGCUGCUCAUGUGCUGUGUACUCCGGUACAUGAUCCAGUGGCCUGGUGGCCGAAUCCUGCAUCGCCAUGAGCUAGACACCUUCCUUGCCCAGGCAGUGUCAACCCAGCUUUAUGAACCAGAUCAACUCCAAGAACUCAAGAUUGAAAAACUGGAUGCCCGAGGGAUUCAACUUGCUGCUCUCUUCAUGAGUGGGGUCGACACAGCUCUGUUUGCCAAUGACGCCUGUGGCCAACCAGUGCCUUGGGAGCACUGCUGUCCCUGGAUUUACUUCGACGGCAAGCUCUUCCAGAGCAAGCUCAUUAAAGCAGGCCGAGAACGCGUGUCCCUGGUUGAGCUCUGUGACGGCCAGGCUGACCUGGCAACCAAAGUGGAAAAGAUGAGACAGAGUAUCCUUGAAGGAGUCAACAUGAACCAUCCACCACCUUCGGCUCUACUUCCGUCACCUACUCUUGUGCCUCCUAUGAUGCCCCCUCUCUACCCUGUUUCACUUUAUUCCCGAGCUAUGGGCUCAAUGCCACCUCACGCUCAGGGAAGGAGCCGAGGCUUUGCAGGUCUCCAUCCCAUCCCAACCCAAGGAGGAAAACUGGAGAUUGCCGGGAUGGUGGUGGGCCAAUGGGCUGGCAGCAGAUCCUCCAGGGGCCGAGGAUCCUUUGGCAUGCAAGUGGUGUCUGUUGGUGGGCCAGGAAGGGGGCAUGGAAAAGAACAGACUGGUAGAGGAAUCAAAGGACACAAAAGGAACAAACAAGGCUCUACAGAUGGAGUCUCUAAACCCCUGGAGCUUCAUCCAGGGCGGCCACGCUUACAGUUAAAUGGGAAUGAUGGCACAUUGAUCAAGGAAGAAAAGAGUGAUCGUCUUCCUGCUCCGUCACAAUGUGCCUUAUCCAGAGACCGCAACAUGUGUAGUAGUGGAAACCGCUGCCUCCCCGGGAAGAAUGGGGAGAAGAGCCACUUACAAGAGCAAAAGCUGGAAACUCUGGCACAGCAGAAAGAGGAGUGACGACCCGAAGAUGGCUUCACCUGAUUAGGAAGAGGGGAAAACCUGUACUUUUCUGAUUCUAGGCCUAAACUAGAGGAGGCUGUAAAUGUUUACCCUGGGUUUCCCACUGCAUUUGGAUGAGCUGUCCUGCUGCAACCAUAUUGUCUCUCUUUUGCUGGGCUUCCAGGCUUAGAAUGAGGGGGAAGUUCUGGUAAAAGAUGAGUGGCAGCAACAGGGAUAGUUCCUAUUCUCCAAUUGAAUGUGUAGUGCCAGUAUUUUCAUUAUCUCCCCCUCUGGGAGCCUGUGAAGGCAAUAGUGGUCAGCAAUUGGAUGUGGUCAUGCAAGCUACUAGAGCAAAAUCCCAGCCUUGGUUUUCUGAAUAUUUACCAGGAUCCUCAGCUACAGAGCUCCAUGGUCAUUGGAUGGGGUUUUGGGGACAGCUGUCUGUGGCUUCUUGCCAUAGAAUCAUUAUCAUCUGCCUCUUCUUUCCCCUCCCAACAUAUUCACCCCAUAAUUUUAUACCACCACCUCUAGCUCUGGCCUACCAAUCAGAUUGGUAGAUGUUUUCAAAGAAGUGACGCAGUGUUGGUUAUUUUAUUUUAGUUUUUUGUCUUAUACACUUUAAAAAUAACUACCAAUGGCCUUUGUAUUGGGAGAUUCAACUGAGUCGGAAAAGUGCCGGGCAGAUUUUUCCUGCCUUUCAACCACUUCUCGCUGCCCACACCCAGAAAGGGUGGUAAUCGAUACAAUGAAAUUGAGUAUGAAAGGGACUCAAAAAGAUUGUGUGUGUGUGUGUGUGUGUGUGUGUGUAGAUGUGUGUUUGAGUGUGUGGGAGUGGAUGUUUGAAUGGGUGGUUGAAUGGGUGGGUGUACAUAUGAAUGAGUGUAUAUGUGUACACGUACCCUUUAUAUAAAGAGACAGAUCUAUUUAUCUAUACAUAUUUUAUAUAUAUAUAUAAGUGUGUUUGUGUGUAUAUACAUAUACAUGUAUAUGUAUACGCAUGCAUACAUGCAUACAUGGUGAUGUCCCAAAAGAUUUACUGAAUUUCCCAGAAUUGUUUCCACUGCUAUGGAGUGGUGGGUUUCAAAAGACCACACUUUAAAUCUGAACUCCUUACUAAGUCACAGCCCAUCACAGUUAUGAGAACAUGGGCUUUUUCUAAAUCAGACAAAAAAAAAAGUACUUUCCAGAGAUUGCCUGUUCAGAACAACACACACCUGGGUCGCUACCAGCUGAAUCUUGAACAGAGCCCUCACAUCCCAUAUGGUGAAAAUAAGAAGUUGGAAUGGGAUUGGGAAGAGUUGUGCAAUUCCUUCUGAAGGUUUGGAGAGCACAAGGGGGUGGGAGGCAAUUACCAUUUGAAAGGGCUUUCAGCCAAUUUGGAGAAAAAUCUCUUCUGAAACUCCAGAGUCAAUUUGACUAGGGAUUACUUGACAUGAAUCCCUGAAGGAGAGAGGCCUAGCACUGGAAAGAUACGAGGUAGGGAAGUGUGAGGCAACUGACAAAUUUGAUUUUACAUGCCUAGAUUAUUUCAUUUGUUCAUUGACAUUUUGACUACUGGAUCUUUUCAUUUGCUUUGCAAGGAAGACUUCAGAGGACUCUAGCCUGGGCCUUGAGAAGUAUUCUGUUCAAGAUCCUGAGUACCGUUUGGUGGCCAGGAUGUGCCCAGGAUAAAGAGGCUGUUCCUCCUUGCUGGAGAUGAUCUUGAGACAACCUUGCAUUUCCAACUUCCCUCCUUGAUAAAUUAUGAGGGAUGAAAACAUGGCUAGCAACAAAUUAGCAUUAUGUCUACAUUCAGAGAUUGAGGCUGGCAGCCUCACACACCUCCUUUUGGGCUUUGUGAUAUUCUUGCCCAUAAAGUACCAUUUCUACAGGAAUACAACUAACUAGACUUGUAGCAGGUUCUCUCUUUUGGAAAAACUCCAUGCACAUUAACCCUCCACAGGUCCUUGUGAUGAUUUUGUUUUCCCCAGACAACCAGAAGACUGUGUGCUCACUGCCCACUGGCAAUGACCAUGUCAUAAGAACUUGAAAGAGUCAGACUGUUUCAUUCCAAGUCUGUUCCAGUUUAUAAGAACCCAUAGUUUGUAGGGGCAGGGAACUCUGGAAUGCCUUGCCCCAUGUCCAGAUCAUUCUUCCAUAAACCUAUAUAUGACAAGCAUGUCCACCUAGCCAGCUAUUAGCAGGGACAGAGUUACAGAAAAAUAGCCUGUUUGGAAUCAUCUCCCCUGAUUUGGUUCCCCUUCUCUUGGACCUGCUUACCUUUCACAUCUUCAAGGCUAGGACUUCUGUAUCCAGCAAGGGAGGGAAUUAGUAACUAAUUUAGAUGGCUUGAAAUUUUCUUUCUGGAGCGCGGAGGGCUCCAGAGGGCUUUGAAGCUCUACAAAUAACCAGAACCACUAAGCUGUGAUUGAUAAAUAUCAUGUGUAUAUAUCCAGUCUCUAAUAGGGAAGUAUGUGGAGUUAAGUGGUAACAUUGGUUUGCUUCCUGUUUCUGUGCAUUGUGACUCUGAUACACUCAAAUGACAGUAUUAUUAACUCUCGCGAUGGUAAAAAGAUGUUUUGUAGGUAUUCACUGCGAGAGGUAAAAUUGCUGCUUUGACAGGGAUUAUUCCAGUUUGCCAAAAGGCUUGCUUUUCUCCCUUCUGCACAAACUCUACCUUCCUCCAGCCUGGCCCAGGGUGAAACAAGUUGACUCGCUUUCAACCUUGAUUUCUUGUUCUGAGUCAACAUUUUAGGUUUGGAAGGUUUUAAGAGAGAACCUUAAAGGGCCGCAUUUCUAGAUUUUCAUUUAUCUGCCAAAAAUAUACAACUUUAAAAGCCAGCAAAACUAAGGUUCCUCACUGGGAGAUGAACUUUGCCUAAUUGGAGAAGCCAUCAGGGAAGGUGGAGCCAUGAUCUCUGCUGUUCCACUUGAGGAGCCUGGCAUCCUUCACUGGAGGUCCCAUUUCUGACUGUGAAGUGGCCUCUCUCGAUCAAAGUCAUGUGGGAACACAUAGAGGUGACCCCUUUCCUUUGGAGGGUCACAAGCAAAAACACCCUGGUUGUGCAUAGCUGCUGACCCCCAAGGACAUACCAUUCUUGAUUUCUGUUGGUGUAUCUUGGGGUCGGCCUGUUAUUUCUACCCUUAUUCAAUGGCCAGUCUGAUCUGGACCAGGCCUGACAAACUUCUGUUCCCUUGCUUUGUGUUUCUUCUGAGCCAGUAGGACUCUGGGUAGACUUUGAAGCCCAAGAAGUAGUACUUGCUUUGGCUAGGGACAUUUGAUUUUUUUUUGGUCUCCAUCUUGAUUUUUCUGGCAUUGUUGGCCAAGUCACACUAGCUUUUUUUGUUGUUGUUAGCUCUGGGAAACACACGCUGGAAGAGACAUUAGGGAGGGUGAUUAAGGUCUGGGGGUGGGAGGGCAUCAGUGCUUAUGAAGGGGUAGAAUGAAAGUGGGAGUAGCAGUUUAGUUAUGGUGAUUCAGUCCUUUGGAGCCAAGAAGGCCCCUGUGGCAUAUCAAUGCUACCAUUUCAACCACUAAGACACCCCCUCCCCAUUCCUUUGAAAUGGCAAUACAAGUAGACCACAGUUGUAAGUAGGUAGUAUAAUUUUACUAAGGUUUAAACAUUAUACUUGUUCCCUUCCUGUUGCAUAUUUCCUAAAUAUGCUUAGGAUUGGGGGUUGCGGGGAGGUGGGUAGUUUUCACGGUUCCAUUGUGUGUCACUCUCUUUUUCUCCCUCCUGUGACUUUGGCAUCUUCUCAUUUGAUUUUCUAUUUUCUUUUUCCCUUGCCUUAUUGCAAUCGUGUGCUGGUCAGGUAGAGAGCUCAGUGCACCCAUUCUCCUAUUACUGCUAAUUAUCUUCGAUAUUGCCAGAGGUUAUUUUGGUGUUCUAGGAAAACAAUGUCAUUUUUUCUGCAAGAUCAUCUGUUCCAAGUUAAAAAGCAAAAUAAAACAUCCCCUGUGCUAGGGUGCCCAUUUCAGCUUUUGACAUUGCCCCUGUACUUUAAUAGAUGCUCUUUUUGUCCGUGUUGGUAGUAACUAAUGACUAGUGAAUUUUCAUGUAAAUGAAGCAAAUUAAGUAUUUCCAGUUUGAUUAAUCUCUCAUAACCCUGCCAAAUCUGAUGACUUUAUAUUACUUCCCAGAAGGCACUUUCCCCCUCCUACCUUUUAUUUUCUUCUAUUCUAUUUUUAGACUAACACAUUAGGUAAAGAACUUUAACUACAAUGAGUCAGUGAUUUUUUUUUUAGUGCUCCCUAAUAAGUGAUGUUAUUGACAAAAGUAAGAAAUUCUUUCAUUGUUUUUUUUUUCCCUGUGAUCCUAUCUCCUCUCCUGUGCUCUUGACAGUGUGUUUAGUGGACGGAUAAUAUGUAUUUCUCUUCCCCACUCCAAGAUUCCAAAUUCCCUGCCUUUUUGGCCCACCUCACCACAAAAGCUCCAUAGUUCAUUAAUGUAAGUUUGAAUGGAUGCUUCUUUGGGGAAACUACAGGAGUCAAUGGAAAUGUUUCAGAAAGGAAAGAGAUCGCCUCAGGAGUUGUUCUGUGAUGGAAUCUGGUCUGUUGUUCUGUUAAUGCUGAUGGAAAGAAACUUACAGCGCUUAAUAAAAGUUUAUUCUUUUAGUAAAAAAAAUUGUG